Messenger RNA from Onychostoma macrolepis, 9071 nucleotides. Its product is annotated as zinc finger protein 501-like. Gene Ontology annotation, biological process: regulation of transcription by RNA polymerase II. The coding region runs from base 1477 to 2892 and encodes 471 amino acids. NCBI's taxonomy places the organism in Eukaryota, Metazoa, Chordata, Actinopteri, Cypriniformes, Cyprinidae. Gene Ontology annotation, molecular function: DNA-binding transcription activator activity, RNA polymerase II-specific; RNA polymerase II cis-regulatory region sequence-specific DNA binding. Gene Ontology annotation, cellular component: nucleus. The record is from RefSeq and is a predicted model, not a curated record. The transcript has 5 exons.
ACAGGUUUGGAACAACUUGAGGGUGUGUAAAUGAUGACAGAAUUUUCAUUUCAUAUAUUAUAAGCUUGUUCAGAAAUAAUGACAAAAACUUGAUUAUUAAAAAAUAAUGCCUUUCUCAGUAUGUUAUGUCUCCUCCCCAGUGUAAAGACAGCAACUACACAUCAUCAUCAGCAGUAUUAAAAAGUAUCAUUGUUUUCUGUAGUAAUAGCUCUGAAUUACUGAAUGUAAUAUCAGACUAACCGCUCGCUGGUCAUUUAACAGUCCACGCUUCCAAAGCAUUGAUGCCCAUACGUUUUGUUUAUUGAUAUGGAACACAGUGAAAAGUAAACACAAACAGAAACCAUAGUUUUACACACAACAUUACGACAUAUUGACAGUUUAACCGUGUUUGCCUGGUAACCAGCAGUAGAAUGGUCAGGAGCACUAACACGUGUAUCUGAAUUCACAUCUUGCCAUUCAGUUUGCGCAAACACUUCCAGGUUAAAUUCAUCAGGAAGGGUCAGGUGACAUUCAAUUUAGACAAAUUAAAGGCUAUGUUGCAGGUUUUUUUUUUUUUCUUUUUUGGCAAUUUUCUAGCAGGUAAUAAACAUUUAAACAGUUAUCCAUUGUAUUUAAUGUUGUAGGGUAUUACAAAAAAGAAAUAUAAUAAGGAAAAGUAGGUGAUAUCGUAGCGGUUAGCUACAGGUUAGCGAUGAAUCUUGUUUCUCCCACAAUGCAUUGCAUGACGUCACAUGAGGUACUCGCAUUUGGACGACAGACGAAAGCCCGCCUUGAUACCAUUGAGAGAGUGAGACGACGAGUAGUGAGAGUAGUAGCUAGUGAAAGAGUCAGAUAUAUAAAUAAACAGAUAGAUAGAUAACGAUAGAUAGAUAACUUUAGAUAGAUAGAUAACUUUAGAUAGAUAGAUAUCAUAGCAUAAAUAGAUAGUGAGAGAUAGCAAGAUAGCAUAGCAUAACAGAUAGCUUAGAGAAAGAUUAGAUAAUAAAUAGACAACAUGGUUUAUUACUGUGUUUGUGGCGGGUGCAAGAACUCCAGCAAAACUGGACAUAGGGUCCAUUGUUUCCCCAAGGACAAAGGGAUCUUCCGAAGCUGGGUGCAAUUUGUCAAGAUUAGGCGGGCAGAUUUUUCAGCUAGCUCUGUCACCGCCUACUCGAGAAUAUGCAGCGCGCAUUUCAAGGAGGAGGAUUACAACUCGGGGGAUGCCAAGAUGGUCGCACUUUCUUUAAAAAGUAAGAGGAUGGCUAAGUUAAUUCCUACCGCCGUGCCGUCUGUGAAUGCAAACCUCUCUGCUUGUCCUGUCCCGAGGUCGAGAGACACCGUCUGCCGCAAGCGAUAUAUUGCCACGAUGAUGACAGAUACCUCACAGCAGGAGACCGUGGACAGUGUAGACACUGUGGAGAGUGUCGAUACUGGGGAUCAGCCCUUGCCCUCCUCCACUUCUGACGCUGUGACACAGUGUUAUUUGAAGCCCCCCCGAUGGUCUCGCGGACUUUUAUUUUGGUAGGGCGCUGUGACGUCAUAAGUCUGCGCCGCGCUCCUGCAUCUGUUGUGAUUCGGCUGAAGAAAGUGUGUGGAUCUCAGCAGGAGUUUUUCUGUGUGUUUGGACACUCCAUUACAAAGAUGGCAUUUAUUAAAGAGGAGAGUGAAGACGUGAAGAUUGAAGAAACGUUCAGAGUCAAACAUGAAGAUACUGAGGGGCAAACAGUGGCGUUUAUUAAAGAGGAGCGUGAAGAUGUGAGGAUUGAAGAAACGUUCAGAGUCAAACAUGAAGAUACUGAGGAACAAACAGUGGCUUUUAUUAAAAAGGAGAGUGAAGAUGUGAAGAUUGAAGAACUAGUCACAGUAAAACAAGAAGAUACUGAGGAACAAACAGACCUCAUGCCACUGAAAGAGGAGUGCACAGUACCGAAUGAAACGGAAGAGAGAGAACAAUAUGACACUCAUCAUGAUUUUAAAACCGGAGAAGAAUCUUUCAGUUGGCCACAGAUUAAAGAGACUUUCUCACAGAAAACAUCUCAUAAAACAGGAGCUAAAAGUUAUUUCACUCCUUUUCACUGUGAAAAGAGUUUCGAUGAACAUGGAAACCUUAAAGUGCACAUGAGAAUUCACACCGGAAAGAAGUCUUUCACCUGCCAACAAUGUGGAAAAAGUUUCAAUAGAAAAGCAGACCUUGAGGGGCACAUGAGAAUUCACUCUGGAGACAAGCCUUACACCUGCCCUGAGUGUGGAAAGAGUUUCGAUGAACAUGGAAACCUUAAAGCCCACAUGAGAGUUCACACUGGAGAGAGUCCCUCCACCUGCCAACUGUGUGGAAAAAGUUUUACUCAAAAAGGAAACCUUUACAGGCACAUGAGAAUUCACACUGGAGUCAAGCCUUACACCUGCCCUGAGUGUGGAAAGAGUUUUGAUCUACAUGGAAGCCUUAAAGUGCACAUGAGAAUUCACACUGGAGAGAAGCCAUACUCUUGUCUUCAGUGUGGAAAGAGUUUCUAUAAUCAGGGAAACCUUAAAGUGCACAUGAGAAUUCACACUGGAGAGAGUCCUUUUAUCUGCCAACUGUGUGGAAUUAGCUUCAUUCAUAAAGGAUUCCUUAACAGACACAUGAGAAUUCACACUGAAGAAAAGCGUUGCUUGUGCCAUCAGUGUGGAAAAAGUUUCAACCGAAAAGGAGACCUUAACAAACACAUGAGAAUUCACACUAGAGAAAAACUUUAUACAUGCCCUCAGUGUGGAGAGAGUUUCGAUCUACAUGGAAGCCUUAAAGCCCACAUGAGAGUUCACACUGGAGAGAGUCCCUUCACCUGCCAACAGUGUGGAAAAAGUUUUACUCAAAAAUCAAACCGUAACAGGCACAUGACAAAAUUACACGGCAUAUUUUCAACACAAUCUUAAUCAACACGUGAGGAUUCAUUUGAGAGAACUGUUUUAUGUCAUCAGUGUGCCAGGAGUUUCACAGACAGGAAUCAUGUUAUAACAUUAUGAUGUGUAGAAAGCUCAGAAAUUAAAGGGGUCAUAUAAUGCGAUUUCAAGUUUUCCUUUCUCUUUGGAGUAUUACAAGCUGUUUGUGCAUAGAUAAGAUCCCUGAAGUUGCAAAGACUAAAGUCUCAAAACCAAAGAGAUUUUCUUUAUAGAAGUUAAGACUCUGCCACGCCCCCCUAAAACGGCUCAUUCAAACACGCCCCUUCUAAACCCUUUUGGCCUUUGGUCUCGCAGAACAUACCCUCACAUUAACAGAAUGGCAGAGAGACUGUCUUUACAUGUAUAGAUGCACCAAAAUGAUGCUAAAAGGACUUCUGAGCAACUUUCAUUUCUAUGCAUAACUCUAUAUCAUGUAUGUAACCCACAUAUUUGACAUAUGUCCUAAUCAUGUCCUAAUCCCUUAUUGUGUAUGUCUUUUAAAUAACUAUUAAAUAGUUUAUAGGAUUAUAUUCAUGUUGGGCAUGUAUGAGUUUGAAAAUCCAUUCUUUAAACGUUUCUAUCAAUCAAUACUUUGUAGAAUGUAUUAUAUUCUUGUUAUAGAAAUCAUGUCCAAAUUAUACUCUACAAGAGCGGGAAAAUUGGGACCAUGUGACUGAUAAGAUAACAUGUUGAUUUAUGUAUUGGGAGGAGAAACAUAGCAACACCCCGAGCUAAGACAAUGUCUAAUUGGUCAAGACACCAUUUGGGAUGUGUCCAACAGCCCAGUUUAAAUGCUCAGGACACCGUCAAAUGAUGCUUUUUGCCUUGUUGGCUUUUAGCCGCCGCUUUUUGCUUUUAGUCAUUGCUUUAUGCUUUUUGCCACUGCGUUUUGUCCGUGAAUUCUUUGAGCCCCAUUCCAGUAUGCUCUGGCUUGUAUGCCAGUAGCUCCUCUAAAACCAUGAGGAGAAACGCCAUCUAGUCUCGUCAAUCUUUACUCUUUUCUUUCUUUUCCUUUAGUUUCUUUUCUUUUCCAUUGAGAGUUUCGUGUUCUGAGUUAAGUUUUGUCGCAACGCCGAGUCUGUGAUUGCCUCAACUUCAACCAGCCCACUACUCUUCAGCCAACGCCCAACCAUUGGCUUCCCAAGAUGUCACUUCAAUGACUACUGAACUUCCAGCCAAUUAGCAACCUUGGGAAACGCCCUUUCUGCAAGGAGGACAACAAGGGAACCCCAGGGCUGGUUCUAGACAUUAGGAGGCCCUAGGUAAAAUUCAUGGCAAAAUUCCCCCUGAUGAAUUUUCAUCAUCUAUUACUCCAGUGUUCAGUGUCACAAGAUCCUACAGAAAUCAUUCUAAAAUGCUGAUGUAUUAUCAAUGUUAGAAACACUACUUAAUGUUUAUUUUAUAAUCUGUGACAUUUUUUUCAGGAACUUUUGAAAGAUAAAAAUAUAUAAAUCUUUUAUAACAAUGUUUUUACUAUCGCAUUUUAUCUAUUUAACACAUUCUUGCUGAAUAUAAUUUUUCUGUAUUUUUGAUCAAAUAAAUGCGGGCUUGAUGAGCAUAAGAAAUUUUUUUCAAAAACAUUACAAAUAGUAAUAGGUCCAAACUUUUGACCGGUAUUAUAUGUACAUAUUAAUCAAACUUUAUCUAAGGUAAUCUCUUUGUUGUUUGAUGAAGAAGAUGUUAUUGUUGUUAUUUUGCUGUUUUAUUUAAUUUAUUCACAGUUCCAGAAUACCACUUCAAUAGAUGAACAUAAGUGCUUUUAUUUAUUCCCCCACCCCAGAUAUGUCAUAGUCAUUCUACAGAAACGUCCACUUUUACAAUUGAAAUACACAUUAGGGUCAGUUUUUUAUGUUUUAAAAUGAAACAAUAUGUUAUUUGAACAAUUACACCUUCAUGAGCCAUCAAUGUGGCAUCAUUUUUUUAAAAAUUAAUUAUAUAGAAUUCCAAGUACCACAAAACUGCUCGUCCCCACAGCCAUGUACAGCAGGAAAGUGCUUUAUUUUGAGGUCAAAAACUGGAUUUUCUACCAUUUAGAAUACAAAAGUCUAUUCAUAACUAUCAAAUAUAUGAUGUAAAUGGCAUAAAAAAACAAAAUGCCAAAUAAAUAUUAUAAAAUAUAAUGAAAAUAGUGGUCCCCUGGAGUUGUGUCAUUCGUGUUACUGAUUAACAAAAGUCUUUUAUUUUGGAAUAAUAAAAAUCACACUGAUGACAUCACUCGACUUCCUAUUUUCUAAACAUCUAUGAAAAAAGGCCCAUGUUUAGUCCACUGUUUGUUUUCAGUUAUCAGAAAUUUUCUCAUUUAUCUCAUGAUUUCAUAUGAAGCUUUUAGUUGACGUCACUGGUAUGACCUACUUUAUUGUUAGGGAAUUGUAAAAAAAAAAAAAACUAUAAUACAAAUGGUUUAAACUAAUUAAUUUAGUGAGUAUACCAUGAUUGACAACAUGUGGUUUAAUACCUUGCAGCAGACAUUUUGUAAAAUGCAUUUUUCAUGAAAAUUGUCACUGGUGUUACUGUGCUGUGUUACUGUACUGUUUUUGUCUGUCACAUUAAAUAAAUAAAACACAAUCUACUUAUCUGAGACUUAUUUUAAACAAGACUUAUCUUUAACUCUGACUACAUGUGCUGAAAAAAAAAAAUCGAGAAAUAACAUUGCACAAAAACAUUUAAUAUUGCUAAAGAAGGUAACACCAGUGACAAAAAAAAUGAUACAUGUGGUCUUGAAAUAACUGCACAAAAAAGCUAAAAAAUAAAUAAAUAAUUAAGCUGUCAUUUAUAUGUAUUCAUGAAGUCCAAAGGUAAUCUAAUAAUGUGGUCUAAGUUUAAAUGUUAAAAAAAGAAAUACAUUUGAAGACAUCUUGCCAUACCAAAAGUGGACGUUUCUCAUUGUUACCUUAAAUGACAUAUAUAUAUAUAUAUUUUUUUUUUUUUUUAGUUAUAUUAUAAGUGUUAUGUUAGAGCAGUAAUCCUAAUCAUAAACUGAAUUUAGAAGAAACAUACAUCUGAGAUCUUUUAGGCUAUUUGAAACAUUAAAUAAAUUGUUCUAGUGUGUUUGCUUUUUAACUUUGAAUACAAACUUUACUUUACUUUUGUAGCUAUUUUGCUAGUCAGCUGCCGACGCGAUGUCAUUCAUUGUACACCGCAAAUUCAAAGCGCCGCAUCUACACGCAUCAACGGCGCUCGCGCUCUUUUAAACUCUUUUAAACAAAAUGGAUGACAACAACUCACACACCUGCAUUAGGAGCUGUACUUUGCGUGCAUAUUUAGCCGUUUGCAGUGCAUAUUUUGCAGCAUCUGAAGGAUGUAUUCGUUACGCAAACAUUCAGAAGGCAGGACCCGCUUUGAAACUGCAACAUUAAUUGAUUUAAUUGCUGAUGAGUGACAAUUCAACUAUAUCCAAUGAACAAUGAGGCUAGUAUUUGCUGCUCGUCUUGACUGGUGGACUGGCAUAUAAGGGAUGCUACAGUUGUGGAGGCCCCUCCUGAAAGGUGCCAUAGAAUGCAAUGAUACAAUUAGGGAUGGGUAUUUUCCAAAAAUUUUGCAUUCGAAUAUUUGGGCUCAUAAAAAAAUGAAUAUUCAAAUAUUUGUUUAUUUAAAUGAGGUUUAAUGAGAAAGACGUUAUUUUUAAUUAUCAAGUUUUUGUCACAAUUUCUGAACAAGCUUAUGAUUAGCCGUUACACAACAAUGUUCUACAACAACGUUACGUUAUAUCGCAAGGUUUUAUUUUGGUUGAAAACAUUUAAACCAAAAUAAUACAUAAAAAAAGCAUUCAAGAUGCAAGUGAAUGCAGCGAUGGACAGCUGUCUUUCCUCAAUCGAGUGUGUUUGGAUUUCAUGUGAUUUCUCAUUGUGGUGGUGAUAUUAUGAUAAAUCGAUUUCACUAAUUAAUUUGAUCAGAAGUAAUUACAUUUUGUCAGAUCAUUUAGUAAGAUAAUUUAGAUCAAAGUAAAUCCAAACUUUGUGAGGCAGAUGACGACAUUCUGUGAUCAAAUACUGUUAACACGCUCCACAGCGCCACCCAGAAACGGUUUUACAUGUGCAUUUACAACCCUAGGAUUUCUCCCUAAAAUUAAGUGGUCUUUUAUUGGCUUAUUUGGGAGGGUCAUGAAUAAUAAUGUUGAGCUCUGCUCUGAUUGGCUGUUUCACAGUGCGGCUCAUUUCAGUAACUCACAGCAGGAAGGAAACACAGGGAAGAAAAUAUAUAUUUCAAUACUUUCUCUCGCAGUUAUAUCAGCGGGUAAUUAUACUGUAUAUAAAAUGCGGGCAUCAGGGAGCCGCUAUUAAUAUGCGAGGCACUGAAACUGCUUUCAAAUGCACGAUCGCUUUUUAGUUUCACUUUCGAGAUUCGCGAUCGCACGUACUCUGUUUAUACUAUGGAGCGGCAGUACUUACCACACAUUUUACAAGAUCAGAUGCUUAUCAGUGGUGCUCAGGAUCUGUAAAUCAUUCGUCAUCAUCCUCAGUCAUCUCUCCUUACUCUGUUUAUGUGGUAAGUGAAAUCUUAUGUACAGCAAUGAAACAGGCUACCGCUAGCAGCUAACCAUGUCACUUUAGUGGAACGCGUUAUUUGCUUUCCGUGCCUUUCUGAAUAUAGACACCAACCCAUCCCUGCACUUCACAUCCCCUGCACAGCCUGUAACAUAACAUUUAUUUCCAUGAUCUGCCAUUUUCACUGUUGUCCUUGCUUGUUUCUUCACAAUACCUGCAGAACUUCUGAUGGUUUGGCUGUAUAGGUUCGGCUGGCCUAGAACAUUGGCGUGUAUAUGCAAAUGUUGGGGGCGUAACUAUUAGUGACCCCGACUGCAACUUCACAGUCGGUGUUAUGUUCUGAUUCGCCUAUUUUUCAGUGGUCUUUUGCAUUCACGAGAGUUCAAACACCAUUGUUUCCUCCUUCUUAUGUAACAGUUACAUAAGAAGGAGGAAACAAUGGUGUUUGAGGCUCACUGUAUGUCAUUUCCAUGUACAGAACUUAUUAUUUAACUAUGCCAAGGUAAAUACAGUUUUCCAUUCUAUGGCACCUUUAAAGCUCGAGGCCUUAGGCAAUUGCCUGCUCUGCCUAUAGCUAGCGCCGGCCCUGGGGAACCUCCUAAACAAGCAACGCAAGUACCUCCUGAUUCUAGCUGAGCUGGUGCAUUUAAUAUAAAUUUUAGCCUCAUUGAGGAACUCAAUGCGAGGGUUGCUUAAAUGAUUGAUGGUUGUUCAGGUCUAUGCAAUUGCUCAUAUUGCUAUAAACUUGGGAUUUCACAUUUUCACUCUCUUAAACUCAUUCUUUCCUCAUUUUUCUCUUUCUGCAACUUGCGUGGAUGUAUGAUUGUGUAUGUUUAGGUGUUAGAUUGUUUACAUGCUUUAGAUUUAUCCAAUAAAGUCUUAUUCAUAUUGAAAAGAGAAGUAUCUUGAGUUUUGUGCUUACAAGUUGAUGUCUUAAACUGCCGAUCUUGUUACUGUGCUAAUUAAUAGUGUUUUCACUAUAGAGUUGAUGUUAUACGGCUCGUUCAGUGAAUCGCUGGCCGACUCAGUGAUCAGCCGUAAAACAGUGAUUCUGACCAAAUUCCCUAUAAAAUCUUAAAUGAUCCCCUUUGAGCUAAAUUGACCUGAUUCCCUUACAUUGAACAUUGGUUAAUGAAGGAUGACAUCAAUCUAAUUAGUGAUGUGAAAAGUGGGUGGAGGGAUUGAAUUGCUUUGCACACUGAGGAAGGCUUUGAGCCGAAACGUUUGUGUCUUUUGCCGUCAGUGAUGAAUGUAAAAUAAAACGUAAAAAGAAAACUGUUCUCAUGGGUGUGGAUCAUGAUCUCCUAUACUACUUUACAUUUCAUAACAAUCAGCCAAAUUGGUUUAAUUCCUUGAGUUAAAAUGGGGUCAGAUUAAAUUGCGUUAAGGUUGGAGUGCUUAAAAAGAGGAGGCGAACAACAGUGAAGUGUAUUUACAAUAUUCACAUGAAACUUAAAACAACACAAUAAAAACAGAAAAACUUUGGCUGUUAAAAGCAUAGAGUCCAUUGGUUCCAUACAUGGCUUAAAGAUCUCCGGCACCGUGCCGGAUCCGGCAUGCGGCGUUUGGCUGCAAAAAAAAGAGAAUCCUUUAAAAAAAAAAACUUGUUGCUAUCAUGUUCGAGUUCAUGAGUUCGCCUACCAAUGGUAUGAGAGGAACACAGCUUUCACUCUCAACCAAACUAACAUU